AGACACUGUGUGUCCCCGGGUCUUGGUGAGAUGGUCAAGGAUGGACCUGUGAUGGAGACCAGCGUGCGGCCAUGUCCACGCGUGAAGGAGGCGCUUGGGUUGGGACGGAGGACAUCUUUGCCGUCCCCUCAGCCAAACCAUGAAAAGCAACCCUCUCCCCCCAGCCCCCAGCACCAACCUGGAGACCACCUUGGGCUGGAGCCCAGCACGGCCACCGCGUCUUGGCUGUCCAGCUUGGGACAGGAGGCAGGGAGUGCAGCUGGCCCUGCAGAGGCUCCCUGGUCCCAGGUCCGCUCCACCCUCUCGCACCCUGCUCCCACUGGACAAGUAGGCCACCGCCACGGGCCUUGCGUGGAGUCUAAUCGGCUUCAGGGAGAAGCAGACGUCAUCAGAGAAAGGCCCCUGUGCCCCUCACCCUAUUUCCUGAGCCCCCAACCCCACUGGGCUGGGAGCUCUGAUUUAAGCAAAUCAUUGGUGCCAGCUGAACAAAGGCACCAGGGGUCCGGGCCCCACCCUGCACCUUCGUCCUGCCCCCCCCACCCCCGGACUUGGGCCUUGAACACCACGGUGCUGUGCGUUUUGUGGGGUUUCUUCAGACACCAUCCAGCCCCAGCUCCAUGGAGACAGGCCGUCCCCUCAGAGAUGCCCCAGCCUCCGACAGGGCUGCCACGAGGGCAGAAUGUGGCCAGGGACUCCCAGCCCGUCGUAUGUCCCCUGCCUCCACUGACAACCUCCGAGAUACACAUGUCUAUUCCAGGUUUGUGUCCGCCACUGGAGGGGACCCCCUGCUGCUCAUGUGGAUGGCGGGUGGGGUGGGGGGCGCCGAGGGCCCCCACAGCCACGCACGGCCACACAAUGGCUCCCAUCCUGCUUCCUCAGCAAGAAGGAAGAUGCUGCUCUUCGGAUGGACGGACACUGCCCACCCUGUGCCCACCCUCUCCUCUCCCCCAGAGUGGGCAUCAGGACACCCUUCCCUCCGGCCCCGGGGCUCCACUCCCUGCCCCCCAGUCCUCUGCCUCUUCCAGGCUCGUGUUUGUCCCCUUCCCCAAGCCCCAAGCUGUCUCUCUCCCCCAAAUCUUUCCUCUUCUCCUCCCCUUGUCCCCACUGAACGCUCUCUGCCCUUCCCAGGCUCUCUCUCACGCAUGGUUCAGUUUCUGCUCCAGCCUCCUGGCAACCUCCUCUCCCCAGAGGUGCUCUGGGCCACCCUGAAACCCCCACCCACUUCCUGCUCUGCUUCUCCCAGAGCAGCAGGAGGGCAGCAGGCAAGAAAGAUGCAGUGAGACUCUGGGUCGUGAUGGUGGUGGCCUGGGGGCCCUGGGGGUC
Messenger RNA from Odocoileus virginianus texanus, 1323 nucleotides. NCBI's taxonomy places the organism in Eukaryota, Metazoa, Chordata, Mammalia, Artiodactyla, Cervidae. The record is from RefSeq and is a predicted model, not a curated record.